CCUCACUUUAAAAAAAAAACAAGUUGCAAGUGCAAGCCCUUUAUUAUAGACCCAUUAUUGGUUUUUCCCAUAUAGGUAUUCCAUUUUGCUUCAAUUCUCAAAAGAGCGGUUCCAUUGUAAAAAUGAAUAUUAAUAAAUCGGUGCCUGAAACAAGUUUAGAAAUGUUAGAGGAAGAUACUAAAAAUUUUAAGUUUCCGUCUAAUUUCAAACACAUGAAGAAAUAUUUUAUUGCAAAGUUUGAGGAAGAAAUAACAAAGCCAGAAGAAGAUACAGUCAUUGACAUUAAGAAUGAAAAUUAUAUGAAGAUGUCCCCAACACUACCGUCAUGUUCUUCUUCACCAGAUAUUCCUUUAAAUUUGACAGUAAAGCCCAAAAUUCAAAAUAAUCAUAAAGCCGAAAACUUAGAAGAAAUACCGAACGUGGGGCAACCAAAAGAAAGUUCCAAUAAGUUAGAAUCGGUAUCAAAUAAACGUAAAAAGAUAAUGUGUAAAGAUUAUGCCCGAGGAAAAUGUAAGCGGGGUGUCACCUGCAUUUAUGCACAUGAAUUAGAUAUAUCACAAUUAAAUGGUGUUUACAAAUUUUGUCGAGAUUUCGCCAAUGGAAAAUGCGCUCGCAAGAGCUGCAUUUUUGUACAUGCAACCACUUUUGAAACAGAACAUUUCUAUAGAACUGGUACUUUGCCACCACAUGUACUUAACCAUUUACAGGGGACUAAUAUGACCCAGACUCCAUCGGAGUCAAUUCCCGAAAACUCCAAUCGGGGCGUAAUGGUGCCAGUAUACGCUGAAGUACCAUCCCAAUUAAGAAAUAUCCGCGGCAUUUUGAUGGUCCCGUUCGUCCAUUUACCUGACGACUUAAAUGAGACACCAUCACAAAAUGUCCAAACCAGAGGAUCGUCCACAAAUCCAACGUUAAAACGCAAGUGGUCAAAUGGAAAUGCGAACCAAUCUUAUAAUUCAAAAUAUAAAGAAAACAUGGUUGCAAAUACAGCCUCAAACUCAACUGAAAUCAACAGAAGAUUCUUACAACCGCCACCACCGCCACCAGCGGAUCCCCCAUCUAACAGCGUAAACUCAUCCAGAGAUCCGGUUCCAAAUAUACUUGAUAUAAAUAAGAUACAAUUCUCAAAGCCACCACCACCUCUACCACGGCAAUACUGGAGAGCGGCAAAACCCACCGAAAUGCCUCCUACGGGGGGCCCAACAACAUCUGAUGGCUCCGCCAGAGGGAGACAGAUAUACUAUAAGUCGACUUAUAAAGAAAAUAAUUCAGUUGCUGAUCGACCCUCGAAUACAGUAACUGAAAUUAACAGGAUGAAUUUCCUACAACCACCGCCACCACCGCCACCACCGCCACCUCCACUACCUCCACCACUACCUCCAAAUUCUCCUCCAAGAGACACUCCUUUAGACAUCAAACAGGAGUGGUAUGAUUUUGACUCGGCAACUAAAUCAAAUCCAGAAUAUCCUUCUGUUUCUGAGUUUUGCUGCAAAAAAGAGAGUAAACCUAAAAAAAUAAUGUGUAAAGAUUUUAUUCGAGGUAAAUGCACUCUUGGAGAUACCUGCAUUUUUGAACAUGCGUUAGAUUUGUCACAAUUGGAAGGCGUUUAUAAGUUUUGUCGUGAUUACAGUAAAGGAAUAUGCCAAAGAGUAUGUUGCUAUUUCGCACAUGCCUCAGCUUCGGAAACCGAAAAUUUCUUUCGAACUGGAUAUUUACCACCACAUGCAAUUAGUCAUAUACAAUGGAAUAACGUCGCUCGCGCACAUUUUUCUUCUGACAGGAAUGCUUUUACGCCUAAUGUGUACAACAAUUAUGUUCAUCCCCGUACCAAUAAUUUCAAUAAUUAAAAGUAUUUUUUUAACACUGGUACUAACAAUAUAGCCAUAUUAUAUACCAGGUGUCUACACACAUUCGUAAACUAUGCGCCUCAUUCUUUUUUUAUUAAUAAUGACC
Messenger RNA from Achroia grisella, 1953 nucleotides. RefSeq names its product zinc finger CCCH domain-containing protein 10-like. Gene Ontology annotation, molecular function: metal ion binding. The record is from RefSeq and is a predicted model, not a curated record. Bases 123 to 1847 code for a protein of 574 amino acids. Lineage: Eukaryota; Metazoa; Arthropoda; Insecta; Lepidoptera; Pyralidae. The transcript is spliced from 7 exons.